Messenger RNA from Monopterus albus (swamp eel), 2717 nucleotides. RefSeq names its product bone morphogenetic protein 5 (gene bmp5). Lineage: Eukaryota; Metazoa; Chordata; Actinopteri; Synbranchiformes; Synbranchidae. Gene Ontology annotation, molecular function: cytokine activity; growth factor activity. The record is from RefSeq and is a predicted model, not a curated record. Bases 454 to 1821 code for a protein of 455 amino acids. The transcript is spliced from 7 exons. Gene Ontology annotation, cellular component: extracellular region.
UAAGUCAGGGCAUGAGUCGAGUGUUCUUCUGUGUAUGACACCGUUCGACAGAUUUCAUUUUCUGGAAACUCCUGGUUAUCCUCCGAUGUUAUGGGCGUACCUACAAGGUUUUUUUUCCAUCUCAGAGAAAUAAGGUGAGGGCCACAACUCCAUAAAUACUUGAUGUGGCAGAGACUUUGGAUGGACCCCGAAGGACUAAAUACUAGAGGAGCUUUGCGCACACGAGAGGAGCGACCACUUCUCUGCAGACUUGUCUUGACUUUUCUCAUUUGUAGAAGCGUAGAACCGGUAAAACCCCAAAAGGCUGGCCAAUAAACCCCCGUGAAAGUUGUGGUGCCUCUGGCUAAUAUGGAAAGUUUAUGAUUCCGUAUUGGUAGCGAUCAAAUUGUUUUAUUUUUCCCACAGAGUGCGAUGUAGUUCAUCUUGGCACCCCAGAGUGAGCUAUUUGUCAAGAUGACAGCGCGUACACCUUUGUUCCGCGCAGCUCUCGGACUUGCGUGGAGCUGUUUGAGUUUUCUGUCCUACGCUCAUUGCGGGUUAAGUGACAACCAUGUGCACUCCAGUUUUAUUUACAGGAGGUUGCGCAAUCACGAGCGCCGAGAGAUCCAGAGAGAGAUCCUCUCCAUCCUGGGCUUGCCUCACCGUCCGAGGCCCUUCUCUCCCGGGAAGCAGGCGUCCUCCGCCCCACUGUUCAUGCUCGACCUGUACAACGCCAUGGCCGUGGAGGAGGAGAGGUUGCAGCAGGAUGCGGGGAAGAGCUUCAGUGCCAAGGCCCAAGGGCACUCCAGGCAAGGUUACUACAGCCCCCAGCAUGUCGGGUACUCGCGCCUGGCGCAGCCUUACCGAGCGGCCCCUCUGUUGGGCCACAGCCCCGCGCUCACCUCGGCGCACGAAACCAACUUUCUCAACGACGCCGACAUGGUUAUGAGUUUUGUCAAUUUAGUGGAGAAAGAUAAAGAAUUUUCACACCAACGAAGACACUACAAGGAGUUCCGUUUUGAUUUGACUCAGAUCCCAGAUGGAGAGGCGGUGACCGCUGCAGAGUUUCGGAUCUAUAAGGACCGCAGUCAUGUCCGCUACGACAAUAUAACUCUGAAGGUUACUAUAUAUCAAGUCAUGAAGGAAUAUCAAAACAAGGAUGCAGAGACAUUCUUGCUCGAUUCCAAAGAUGUUCAGGCGUCCGACGGGGGCUGGCUCGUGUUUGAUAUCACAGCCACCAGUAACCACUGGGUGAUGAACCCACAGCAGAACUUGGGUCUACAGCUCUGUGUGGAAACUACAGAUGGACGAAGUAUCAACAUAAAAUCUGCUGGAAUCAUUGGAAGGAACGGGCCCCAGUCCAAGCAGCCGUUCCUGGUUGCUUUCUUCAAGGCCAGUGGAGUGUUGCUUCGCUCAGUCAGAGCCGCUGGUGGGAAAAAAAAGAACCAUAAUCGUCAUAAAUCUACUAAUCAACAGGAAUCAUCUAGGGCGCCGAAAACUGGGGAUUAUAACACCAGUGAACAGAAACAAGCCUGCAAGAAGCAUGAACUUUACGUCAGCUUUCGGGACUUGGGUUGGCAGGACUGGAUCAUUGCACCCGAGGGCUAUGCUGCUUUUUACUGUGAUGGUGAAUGUUCAUUUCCGCUCAACGCACACAUGAAUGCAACAAAUCAUGCAAUUGUGCAAACCCUGGUCCAUUUAAUGUUUCCUGACAAUGUGCCAAAGCCAUGCUGUGCCCCGACUAAACUGAACGCAAUAUCAGUACUUUACUUUGAUGACAGCUCAAAUGUUAUCCUCAAAAAAUAUAGAAAUAUGGUCGUUAGGUCCUGUGGUUGUCAUUAGUGGCCAGAAUAAUUUUAAUUUAUGAUAUCUGGCACAUCUGCUACAGGGGUGAUAUGAUGUACAGUAUUAUGUAUAUAAAGUUUUAUUACCUAAUUUAUUUUGUUUUGUUUUAAUAAAUCGCACUGAAUAUAGUGAUAUUUAAAUGAGUAGGACAAAAUGUUCAUUUUACUUUAAGUCAGUUAUUGGUUGACUUUUGUGUCCAUUGGCAUAUACUCCCUUAUAGUUGCAUCUGUAUGACAUCUUUCUGAGUAAACUAUUCACUGGAGCCAUCAUGAUACAUCAUUCAUCUUUUUCCUCCUUUUCUGAUAUAAAAUGUGAUAUAACCUCUCACUGAGCUAUGCAGAAAUAUACUUAAGUAUGUGCUUUGUCUACAAUGCUAAUUUAUUAUUUUUCUCUUUCUGUAAUGGACCAAUAGUGGACCACAAUGACUAACUGACAGAAUGAUGUCACCAAAUGCAGCAUCACAAAUUUGAGGUCUCAAAAUGAUAUUAUUAUUAGAACUAACAUCACAAAUUCAUCAGGCUGUUGGGAACAUUUUAAUUGAAUCACUGUAGAAAAUAAUAUUCACUAAUAUAAAACAAAUUGCCCAAAGCUACUAUGUUUUCAAACUGUCACCGUCUUUCAGCACUGAUACCGUUCCACUAUCUCCAGCUUGCUAGCUUUUCUUGUGUUUGAUAAGAGAGUGUGUUCUCAGAAAGGGGUUGUGUCAGUCUGGAAUGAAACUCCUGUUUUGCUGAGGGUUCACUUGAAACUGCUUUACAAAUUAUGGCAUUUUUACACAGUGUUUAUGUAAAUCUCUUUCACAAACACAGUUGCUUGUUUCUCUUUUGACUUUGUCAUAGCUGCAAAUGUCUUUGUUCCACACUAAUUCUAGUCUGUGUUUGGGGAAAAUGUAU